Staurois parvus is the source of this 384-nucleotide messenger RNA. The record is from the annotation of a GenBank genome assembly. Lineage: Eukaryota; Metazoa; Chordata; Amphibia; Anura; Ranidae.
AAUGCUGGUCAUUGGCAUUUCUCUCCUCAAGAGCUGUCACGGUGACAGCUCUGUGCCCUGAUAAUCAGUGUAGCCCCAGCAGUGCCACCUGUCAGUGUCCAUCAGUGCCAGCUCUCAGUGCUCAUCCAUGCCACCUGCCAGUGCCACAUCAAUGCCACAUAUCAGUGCCUACCAGUGCACAUCAAUGCCACAUAUCAGUGCCCAUCUGAGCUGCCUUUCAGUGUCACCUAUCAGUUCUGCCAAUCAGUUCCACCUGUCAGUGCCGCCUAUCAGUGCCAGUCAGUGCCGCCUAUCAGUGUGCAUCAGUGCCUCCUAUCAGUGCCCGUCAGUGCUGCCCAUCAGUGCCGCCUAAUCAGUAACAGUGCCAGUCAGUGUCACCUAUUA